Messenger RNA from Paramecium octaurelia, 799 nucleotides. Lineage: Eukaryota; Ciliophora; Oligohymenophorea; Peniculida; Parameciidae. The record is from the annotation of a GenBank genome assembly.
AUGCAUUUCUAAACUUUCUUAGAAGAGCCUCAUAAGUUAUCCUCGUAUUAGUAAUUACAGCAAUAAGGUAAUUUAUGCUUAACUACUCUUUCAGUCAAUGAGUAAAAGGAACUGAAAGUUAAAUCUGAUAUACAGAGCUUAGAGCAAAUUUGGGUUUAAUGGUUAGCCCAACAACAAAUGUCUCAAAAGUAAAAUGAGGAAGCUUAAAAGAAAAAUGAGCCCAUAGAUGUAGAAUGCACUCAAGAGACAAAUGUAUUUCUACUCAUUAUAAGAUAGAUAGUUUAAAAGAGUGCUUAACUUAAAACCUUCUUUGAAAUCCUUAAAUCAAGGAUAAUAAAUGAAAAAUUUUACUCUACUAUGACUCAAACAUAAAUGACUUAAUUUUUUGAAGAAGCCACUACCUAAAUUUAAAACAAAAUCAAACUCUAUGAAGACAUCUAGAAAUUAAAAUUACUCUAAAAUUAUCCAAGUAGAAGAUAAUUUUCAUAUUCUUUUUAGCAAAUACUAAGAGGACUUAUUCAAAAUCUGCUAAUAUGAUACUAAAAAAAUGGUUGAUCGAGAAUUACAACAAUCCUUAUCCAAAACCGCAUUAAGUAGACUAGCUGGUCUAAUAAACAAAUUUAAGUAACAAAUAGGUAUCUGUAUUAAUGAUUUCUUCUAGGUCUUAAAUUGGUUUAUAAAUGCUAGAAAUAGUCUUAAAAAUAAAUCAAGCCAAGAGAAAAAGUUUAAACACAUAGUUGAAUGUAAAUUUAAGGAACUUGCUAUAACGAAAAAAAAAAAAAUAGAGCAAAGUAUUUGA